Messenger RNA from Vanderwaltozyma polyspora DSM 70294, 783 nucleotides. RefSeq names its product Mic27p (gene MIC27). Lineage: Eukaryota; Fungi; Ascomycota; Saccharomycetes; Saccharomycetales; Saccharomycetaceae. The record is from RefSeq and is a predicted model, not a curated record. The coding region runs from base 1 to 783 and encodes 260 amino acids. The transcript has a single exon.
AUGAUAUUUGAUUAUUUAUAUUGUAAACCAGUCAAGGAGGUUGUUCCAAAAGGAUCAGCACCAGUGGACGAUUUGAAUCACGAGCUUGUUAAAACUAUUGAUAAAAUUGAUGAUAAUGUUGAUAAUGCUGCUAUAGUAGAAAGUAAUGGAUCACAAUGGAAUGAUGUUGUUAAAUAUAGGUUGAGUGAUGAUGUAGAGAUUACAGGGUCGGAGCAGUUAACUGAAUCCAUUCGCGGUUGGAGAUUAAAUAUAGUUGAUGAAUUAGAUAAGUUAAGAUCCAAAUGGGAUACUGGUAAACAAGAAAUGUAUGAUAAAAAAACUGAUACUAAUGCAUUUUUAAACGAUAAUGUAUUUAACAAUAAGUUUGAAAAUGAAGAAUUAGUGGUUCCAAGUGUGUUUUUAUCGUUUGGUGCAUUUUGUUCAGGUAGAAUUCUAAGUAAUCCUAAGAACUGGGGUCACUCUAAGACUGGUUCAUUAACUGCUGUUAGAUCUGGAUUGUUAUAUAAAUCAUUAACAAACUUACCAUCUAGACUAUUGUUACCUUGGAUCUUUGCUGGUUAUACAUUUUCUCAAUUUUCACCAAAAACUUUUGAUAAUAUUUGUAAGGUUGUAGAGGAAGAUUUAUUACCACCUGCUUUUGCAAAAUCCUGUCGUGAUAACUGGAAUAGUAUAUAUGUAAAUGGUAUCAAAAAACAUUCACAAGGUUUAUCGAGCUCAAUAGAUGAAAAUCUUCAAAAUAGUAUAAGAAGUAUAAGGGAAUUUAUCUACAAGAGCCUCUAUUAA